CAAAAGGAGGAUUUAUUUUGUGUUCAUGGCCUGUAAAAAAUGCCACAAAUUUUACGUUUUUAUGGCAUAUAUUUUUUUUAUUAACAUUCCCCCUCCUAAAAACCCUUCCUGAAACCAUGACACCUCUGCACAUCAUGCGACCUCCAGCAUGUGGACAGUCUCUGGCCCUAUGUCUAUACGGCCAUUUUUAAUGCCGAUGCGCACGCAGGGCCUUCCCAGCAACCAACGCUCGGCGCAGGCCCCGGGAAGCCUUCGGCGGCGCUCGUGCCCGCACAUCGCUCUCAUUGUCUGCGAUAGUAAACAGAAGGGGCGCGCACGUCACGCACAGCCUCACAGGAAGCCCGCGUAGUCUCGGGGAGAGAAGGAAAAAAAAAAGGAAAGAGAACCCAAUGACUGACAAGCGCCUCGGCCAAUAGGAACCGAGCAUCCGCCCCUCUACGACCAAUGACGCGGGAGGAGAAAGGCGGGUCUUCCGUACGUCUGACGUCACACGUCCCCCGUACUGGCUGCAAGCCCCACCUUUUGUGUUUCCCGCACCGUCAAUCAAAAUAGGAAAAAAAAACGCGCCUGGUUCUCUCCGUCCGCAGCGCGCCUGUGAUUAUACACUCUAAUCAUGUUACGCGUCUAAUAAAGCGACCGCGGCCUGCGCAGCCCUGCCCGCCCGGGCCUGGUGGCUUUCAUCUUGUGGAUUGUAUUUUUUUUUUUUUUAUAUCCUGCCACAAACACAAUGACCGCUCCUGAACAGCCCGUUAAGAGAGAGGAAAUGGCCGCCAUGGAGGUUGACGGGCAGAGCGAGUAUCUGCAGCACGGCAACAGCAGCGACGAGAGCGACCAAGGCGGCGGCGGUGGUGGCGGCCAGAAAUGGAGACUCAUCAGACCAAGCAACAUUUUUCCAGUCUUCAACAGUCCAAUUUUGACUGAGGAUUUGACAUCGGUGCAAUUGACAGGAGGCCCUAAUAGAUGGGAAGUUUUGACUCCAGCCCAAGCUGCAUUGAAAGAUGAAGCUGGAAAUAUAGUUCAGCUUCCAGGUGGUGCUACAGUAACUUCAAGUGGACAGUAUGUGCUGCCCCUUCAGACUCUUCAGAAUCAGCAUCUCUUUUCGGUAGCGCAAGGAACAGACAAUUCUAAUGGCACGCUUUCUAAUGUGCAGUAUCAAGUCAUACCACAGCUUCAGACCUCUGAUGGCCAGCAGGUCCAGCUUGGCUUUGCCACAUCUGAUAAUGGUGGUUUAGAUCAAGAUUCUGGCCAGAUUCAGAUUAUUCCUGGGAAUUCUAGUCUUUUGUCAUCAAAUCAAAAUAUAUUAACACAAGCUGGUCAACUUCAGCAGAUUCAAGGAGUUACAAUUGGCGGCUCGGCCUAUGGAGGACAAACCCAAGUUGUUGCUAAUGUCCCACUUGGUCUUCCGGGUAACAUCACGUUUGUUCCCAUAAAUAGCGUUGACCUAGAUUCACUGGGUCUGUCUGGUAGCGCAGAAGGCAUGACGGGCAUUACUGCAGAUGGACACUUGAUAAGUGCAGGGCAAGCCAUAGAUAGCUCUGAUACUUCUGAAAGGACUGCAGAGCAAGAGCAUGUUUCUCCUGAAGGCGGUGAAACAAACUCGGAAACAGAUUUGUAUGUGCCAACCUCUUCUUCAUCUCAGCUUCCUGUCACUAUAGACAGCACAGGAAUGCUUCAGGGUGGAAACAGUUUGGCAGACAGUCCAUCUGGGCACAUGCAAACAACCGAUCUUCAGGGAAACUACAUCCAAACGUCAGAUGAGUCACAGAACAUUCAGGUCUCCACGUCACAAUCAUUGGUACAGCAAAUCCAUCUUCAAGAUAGUCAGCAGUCCACCAGUCAAGCCCAGCUUGUACAGAGCAUUGCGCAGCAGGCAAUCCAGGCUGUUCAUGCAGGAGGUCAAGGCAUAUCGUCACAAGCUUUGCAAAACCUUCAAUUGCAGCUGAACCCUGGAACAUUCUUAAUUCAAGCCCAAACAGUGACUCCUUCUGGUCAAAUUGCCUGGCAGACAUUUCAAGUUCAAGGUGUCCAGAAUUUGCAAAACUUGCAGAUUCAGAAUUCGUCUCCUCAACAGAUAACGUUGACACCUGUGCAGACACUCACCCUUGGCCAAGUUUCCGGAGGGGGUGGUUUAAGUACUGGUCAGUUGCCAAACCUGCAAACCGUUACAGUAAACUCUGUGGACGCUGCUGGUAUCCAUUUUCAGCACGGAGAGCAUUCGGACAGCCCUACAGCUAUACGGAUUAAGGAAGAAGAACCAGAUCCAGAGGAGUGGCAACUUACUGGGGAUUCGACAGUCAAUACCAAUGAUUUAACUCAUCUGAGAGUCCAAGUUGUUGAUGAUGAACUUGACCAACCAAAUCAAGAGGGAAAACGACUUCGGAGAGUGGCUUGCACUUGUCCCAACUGUAAAGAUGGAGCUGGAAGGGGUACCAACCUGGGAAAAAAGAAGCAACACAUCUGUCAUAUCCCAGGAUGUGGUAAAGUGUAUGGUAAAACAUCACAUCUAAGGGCUCAUCUGCGUUGGCAUUCUGGGGAACGUCCAUUUGUGUGUACUUGGAUGUUCUGUGGCAAAAGGUUUACACGAAGUGAUGAGCUACAGCGACACAGAAGAACACAUACUGGUGAAAAGAAGUUUGUCUGCCCAGAGUGUUCUAAACGAUUUAUGAGAAGCGAUCACCUUGCCAAACACAUUAAAACCCAUCAGAAUAAGAAAGGCAUUCAUGCCAGCAGUGCUGUAUUGGCAUCCAUAGAAGCUAAGCCAGAUGAUACAUUGAUAACUGCCGAAGGUACAACCCUUAUUCUUGCAAACAUUCAACAGGGGUCUGUAUCCGGCAUAGGAACUGUAAACACGGGCAUCGGCGGUCAAGAUCUCCUCUCCAAUUCAGAGAUUCCCCUUCAGCUUGUCACUGUUUCUGGAAAUGAGGCAAUUGAGUAACUAUCACACAACACCUAUUAAUUGUGGUUAUUUUUAUACAGUAGUGAGGGG
Messenger RNA from Bufo bufo (common toad), 2986 nucleotides. It is a transcript of the gene SP3, whose product is annotated as Sp3 transcription factor. The record is from RefSeq and is a predicted model, not a curated record. Gene Ontology annotation, biological process: regulation of transcription by RNA polymerase II. Gene Ontology annotation, molecular function: DNA-binding transcription factor activity, RNA polymerase II-specific; RNA polymerase II cis-regulatory region sequence-specific DNA binding. Lineage: Eukaryota; Metazoa; Chordata; Amphibia; Anura; Bufonidae. The coding region runs from base 728 to 2935 and encodes 735 amino acids. The transcript is spliced from 7 exons.